Molecule: messenger RNA, 1563 nt
Organism: Anopheles bellator
Lineage: Eukaryota; Metazoa; Arthropoda; Insecta; Diptera; Culicidae
Product: cytochrome P450 6a2-like
Exons: 7
Coding region: 1-1563 (520 amino acids)
Molecular function (GO): heme binding; oxidoreductase activity, acting on paired donors, with incorporation or reduction of molecular oxygen; monooxygenase activity
Source: RefSeq, a predicted model, not a curated record
AUGAUCGGGACAACCCUUUUACUCGCCGGGCUGCUGUACCACAACCCAAUUGCGGCGCUGCCCGUGAUCGUUCUGGUCGCCGUGUUCUACUGGUUAGUAUGGAACAAUUACCGGUUCUGGCGGAACAUCGAUGUGCCGCAUCCCGUACCGUCGCUGCUCACGGGCAACAUGGGCCCUUCGCUUAUGAUGCGGAAGCAUAUAUCUCAGCUAGCUUCCGAUUGGUACAAUUCCUAUCCGCAUGCAGCGUUCGUCGGAUACUUCAAAGUGCUCAGCCCAGCCAUAAUGGUCAAAGACCCGGUGUUGGUGAAAAACAUUCUCACGCGAGACUUUGAGAGUUUCGCGAGCAACGAUUUCAUGCUGGACGUAGGUCGGGACCCAUUGCUAGCUCACGAUCCAUUUCUGGUGGCCGGCAAAGCCUGGAAACGAUCCCGCAGCCUUCUGACGCCAUCGUUUACCGGCGCGAAGAUGAAGCAGCUGUUUCCGGUGAUGGAGUCGGUGGGCGAUGCUUUCGUUGCGUUCGUCAGGCGCCAUCUUACGCAAGAGUUGGAAGCGAAAGAGAUUUCGGCACGAUUUACCACCCAAAAUGUGGUGGCCUGUACGUUCGGUAUCGACGGUGACUGUUUCGGCGAGCACGAAAGUGAAUUCCGGUUGAUGGGACGACGCGCUUUCCAGGCGUCUCACCUGGCGUCCGUCAAAAUGAUGCUGGGCUUCUUCAUGCCAACCCUGGCCAACUGGAUACCCGUGCCGUUCCUUCUGAAGGACGUUGAUCAGUGGAUUCGGUCGCUUGUGGCCGGCAUUAUCAGCAAACGGAUGCACGGCCAAAUCGAGGAACCAAAAAACGACGACUUUCUGAAGUCUUUGCUCCACAACAUUAACAAACACGAUGCAUCUCAGACAGAGAUCACGGCCCAUGCACUGACUAUCUUCAUCGAAGGAUUCGAAUCGUCCGCUGCCGUUCUAGGGUUUGCACUCUACAGGUUGGCAGAAAAUCCAGAAGUGCAGCAGAAAUUGUUCGAGCAAGUUAGUGAAUCGUUGCGGGCCAACGACGGCCAGCUAAGCUACGAGGUGAUGCAGCAGAUGGACUUCCUGGAGUGGGUGAUCCUGGAGACGCUUCGAUUGCAUCCCCCUGCGGCCACGAUGCACAAAACGUGCACCAAGAACUACAUAAUGCGACGGCUGCAGCGGGACAGCCACGGGCACGAGUUGGGCGUCUUCGUCCCCGUGGGAACUCCCAUUUUGAUACCGGUCCUGGCCAUACACAUGGACCCCAAGUACUACCCAGAGCCGGAACGGUUUGAUCCGGAGCGCUUCCGUCCGGAUAGAAAAAAGGAUCAGGCCGGAACGGUGUAUAUGCCGUUCGGUGAAGGACCCCGGAUGUGUCUGGGAAUGCGAUUCGGACAGACGCAGGUGAAGCUAGGCUUGCUGAAACUCAUUUUGCAAUUCCGAGUGUCGAUUGGGGCGAAUCACAAACCGUUCUGCGUUGAUCCCGGCUCGUUCAUUUACCAAGCGAAGGAUGGAUUGCUGCUCAAGUUCGAGAGACGAUCGGAAUUCUCGACGGUUUGA